UUCGCAGCAAGUAUGAGCCCCAGUAGAGAAAUAGAUCAAGAAGAGGAAGCAUGUCUAGAUGCCACAGUAUUUUCUGUCUCUCAUGUCUUUCCUUUGGUUCUUCGCACAGCUGUCGAGCUAAAUCUCUUUGAGAUUAUAGCCAAAGCUGGCCAUGGAGCCCAUGUUUCUGCCUCUGAAAUUGCCUCUCAGCUUCCCACAACAAAUCCUGAUGCCCCUUCUGUGCUUGAUCGUAUCCUGCGUCUCUUCGCCACUCAUUCUCUCCUCUCUUACUCCUCACGGACCCUCGACGACGGCAGGAUUGAAAAACUUUAUGGCCUGACACCUGCCUCUAAAUUCUUUAUUGGCACUGUAGAAGAAGGCAACAUCUCUCCCUUAUAUACCUUUGCCAGCCACAGAGUCAAUUUGGAGGUUUGGUUACAUAUGAAGGACCUAAUUCUUGAAGGUGGAAAUCUGUUCAAGAAAGUUCAUGGGAUGUCUCUAUACGAGCACACGAAUAAAGAUCCAGAAUUCAACACCAUCUUCAACCAGGCAAUGGCUGGUAGCUCUACGCUUAUUAUGAAUGGAAUUCUAGCGAUUUACAAAGGAUUCGAGGGACUCACUUCACUGGUUGAUGUUGGUGGUGGCACUGGCAGGACUCUCAAUAUGAUCAUCUCCAAGUACCCUUCCAUCAGAGGCAUCAACUAUGAUCUCCCUCAUGUGAUCCAAACUGCACCACCUUAUCCUGGACUCCAGCAUGUAGGAGGAAAUAUGCUCACAAGCAUUCCAAAAGGAGAAGCAAUUAUGAUAAAGGAUACAUUUCACAAUUGGAGUGAUGAAAAUGUGGUGAAAAUAUUGAAGAACAUUUAUGAAGUGCUGCCAAAUAAUGGGAAACUUAUAGUGAUAAAUGCAGUAUUGCCAGAAGAACCAGAGACAAGCAAGGCUUCUCAAAAUGUUUCAGCAUUUGAUAACAUGAUGUUAACGAUACCCUCAGGGAAAGAAAGGACUACAAGAGAAUUUGAGGCCUUGAUUAGAGCAGCUGGGUUCAUAAACUUCAAAGUUGCUUGUGUUGGUUAUGGAAUCUGGGCUGUCAUGGAAUCCUACAAGUAAUUUUUAAGUUGCAAGAGUCGUAAUGGUUAUGGUAAAUCCUAUGUGAGAUUUACUAUAAUAAUAAUAAUAAUAAUAAUAAUAAUAAAUUUUAUACUAAUUUCACUAUAAUUAAUAAUAAAAACAUAUUAUUAUAUAUAUAAUAAUUACGUGCUCUGUAUAAAAGUCUCUCUUUGUUCUAUUCUUGAGAGGCCCUCCUAGCUAA
Hevea brasiliensis (rubber tree) is the source of this 1288-nucleotide messenger RNA. RefSeq names its product caffeic acid 3-O-methyltransferase-like. Gene Ontology annotation, biological process: methylation. Bases 13 to 1086 code for a protein of 357 amino acids. NCBI's taxonomy places the organism in Eukaryota, Viridiplantae, Streptophyta, Magnoliopsida, Malpighiales, Euphorbiaceae. Gene Ontology annotation, molecular function: protein dimerization activity; S-adenosylmethionine-dependent methyltransferase activity; O-methyltransferase activity. The transcript has 4 exons. The record is from RefSeq and is a predicted model, not a curated record.